Acanthaster planci (crown-of-thorns starfish) is the source of this 2379-nucleotide messenger RNA. RefSeq lists its product as uncharacterized. The record is from RefSeq and is a predicted model, not a curated record. NCBI's taxonomy places the organism in Eukaryota, Metazoa, Echinodermata, Asteroidea, Valvatida, Acanthasteridae.
GGCUGCCGGCCGUGAGACUAACUUAUGCUGUUUUCGGAGUACACGGCAGCAUGUUUCACAGCUUCGUGGAUUUUAAAAUGAGAUAUCUGUACGUACGUCCAAACUCUUGACGUUUCAGCAACUGGUAAAUUAAAAACAAAUUUGCAUUGUCGUUUCGAACUAAGCUGGACGACACUCAGGAACGCAAAGUGUGUACUCAUUUUGUUGUGGUGUCGAUUGAGGUAAGUAGUUGCAGAGUGCAAAGUGCAACGGAGGACAAGAAGUUACCUCUAAUUUCCUGGUUUCAAGAGUUUGAAUGACUACUCGAACAGAGGACUAAUGACGUACGAACAGAAGUAUUAUUUAGCCUGAGAGAAACCAGAACGCCUCAUCAAACUGGGUUCCUUUGGCCCUUAAUCGCAAGUUCGUGUCAGGGUGAGGCAUGGGAAUCAUGCGAUUUCCCCGCAACAACAGGAUGAUUGUCGCCCUAACAGUCUUCGCCUGUCUCGGUCUCAUCCCGUCAUACAGCGUGGUCCAAUCCUUCUUCAGCCCUUUGAGGGCUCGGCUGACGGCUGACGAGCUCGCCAGACUCUAUAACAAAGAUGUUCCAACAGAGCCAGUUCGUGUGGAAAUGGGACGCAGAUCCAAGGAAGCUGACGUGGCGGUUUAUCUUGUUCCAAACGGCACCAAUAAGGUCUUCCUAGACUGUGGGGCUAAUACGGCCUCAAGCGUUCAGCUAUUCCGUGACACUUACCCCGACGGUAGAGACUAUGUUAUCCACUCCUUCGAGAUUGACGAGCGACUAAAGCCGUACUUUAGAGCGUACCGGAAUCACCAUCUUCACUGUCCCGUCGGGGUAGCAGCUGAAUACGGUAACGUUACGGCGUAUUUGGAGUCCGUAUGGGGACCGAACAAAGGCCUCAACAAUGGGCGGGACAUGCAAUGGGGAGGCGGGACAUUUUACGCAGAGCUUGCCGAGAUACAAGAUAAAGAGACAGGUGGAAAACGGAAAUUAUCCACUCGGCGAGUUAUUCCAACUAUCGAUCUUGCACAGUGGAUCAAGGACAAUUUCUCCAUUCAAGAUUAUAUAAUCUUAAAGCUAGACGUAGAGGGCGCUGAAUUCAACGUCCUCCAGAGAAUGCUACAAACGGGCGCUUUGAAGUACAUCGACAAAUUGUAUGGCGAGUAUCACAACAGUCAGCCCACCGGCUGGUCACAGAGGGACAAAAACCAACUUGUCCUUGACGUCGGUGAAGCAGGCUUCACACUACAAGAUUGGGAAGCAGACAAGCACACCUACAGGGACUUCGAGAAAAUUCACCCACCUGAACUCCCUGUCAAUACGCCGGGAGUGGCCGGUGAUGUGUACUCUCUCUGCCAGCCAGGGUCCAUCUCUCUUGCCGUUGCCAUCGGCAUGAACUACAAGCGAGCCCACAAGGUGAUCUCCACACUCCAGGCGUACCCUACCCCUCUCCCCCUCACCCUCUUCCUCUACGGGGAUUUCGUGGAGCAGUUCCCCGACACAGUGUCAGCCUGGGCCCGGCGAUUCCGGAUUGGGAUCAGAGAGGAUGGCGACUACACGGGACCCUACCUGGAGAUGAUGCCCAAGAAUCUCAUCCGACGGAGCCUGGUCAGUUCCCUGAUGCGGCUACGAGAGCUUGGGCUGAAGACGGCCUACUACUGGCCGGCAGUCAACGGCAGCGUCUUGGCCAGGUUUAAGCCGCUAGCAAAGACCCGCGGGCUGAGGAUCAUCCAGCCGACUGCUGAUUUCCCGCAUAGAUUAGGUAUGAAGCUGACGAGAGAAAACUACUACCGCUACCGGGACGUCGAGCGUGUGCCCCGUGCACUCCGAUUGAUCCAAGACCGGCUGACGGAAAGUAACGGGGGAAUUCUGGGUCUAGACUCGGACGUACCGGACACGUACAUGAUUGCGGUCUUCCUCAUGGAUUAUCUCGUUCAAAACUCCAACUUCAGACUGGUGGAAGUGGAGAACUGCGUGCAGGAGGUGGCUCCAGCUGUGAACAAGGGGUUCGACAUUUGGGAACCCAAACACAAGAAAUGAUUUUGUGUGGCUGUCAGCUAAUAUUUUAAGUUGACAGUGCACUUGCAGAGUCUGUGAUGAAGAGUGGCAAAUCAUGCUGCGUGCAAGCCUGUAUUCAGGUGCACAGGCCAGUAAUCACUUUCAAACAUAGGAAUUCAGAGGACAGUAGGCCGAAUUUUGAAGUAGGCCUUGGUUUGAAGAAAGAUUUACUCAGGGUCGCACCUUCUGGCCUUUUUGAAGCUUUGCUAAUUUUGGCCCCUCCAGCCAGUCCGAAUUCAUAAACAUUGUCAUUAUUUCAUUUUCUUCAAUUUCUGAACUUUAAACGAGAAGCUGUGCUUCUCUUCCUUCUUAGAAGAAAC